UCGUUCUACCAAUCCCAUUAAUUACGUCCCAUCUCGAAAUCUAAUAAGAAGAAGAAAUGCCUUAUCUCUAUCUCUUUCUUCAAUGCACCCUGAACUAUACUAGCAAUAUACUACUAUAUACCAACUAGUACCAAGCUCCCAUAUAGCUCCAAAAUCCCAUCUCAUCAUAUCUCUCUCUCUCUCUCUCUCUCUCUCUCUCUGUAUGUGUGUAAAGGAUCAAGAAAACCAAGAUGAGAUCCAAAACCCAGAACUACAUGUCGACCAACAUCAACCUCAAGCUCAUCCUCAUCUGCCUCGCCUUCCUCUUCCUCCUCUUCUUGAUCCUAAGAUCAAAUUACCAAUCUCCGGUACCCAUCAGCACCUCAUCAUCAAACAACUCAUCCACAAAUGACGACUCCCCACAAGAAGAACAAUCACAAAAAUCUUCCACAGAUUGCCCACCAAUUGAAAUCCCCACUACCGUUACGCCACCACUAACAUGCAACAAGAUCUCACCUUCCCUGGCAGAAGCCAUGGUCCACUACGCAACCUCGAACGUGACGCCGCAGCAGACGAAGAAGGAGGUCUCGGUCUCACUCAGGGUCCUCCAGAGGAAGUCUCCGUGCAACUUCUUGGUCUUCGGGCUGGGACUCGACAGCCUCAUGUGGACUGCGCUCAACCACGGCGGCCGCACCGUAUUUCUCGAGGAAGACAAGUCGUGGAUCGAUCAGAUUACGAAGCAGCUGCCCAGUUUGGAGUCUUACCAUGUGGCUUAUAAUACCAAGGUAACUGAAGCAGAUGAACUGAUGGAGGUUGGAAAGAGGGAGGAUUGCAAGGCUGUGGUGGAUCCUAGGGAAUCAAGGUGUGAGCUAGCCCUGAAAGGGUUUCCGAGCGAGGUGUACGACAUCGAUUGGGACUUGAUCAUGGUCGAUGCACCGACAGGGUACCACGAUGGGGCUCCUGGGAGGAUGAGUGCCAUCUACACUGCUGGACUCAUGGCUAGGAACAGAGAGGAGGGCGAGACCGACGUGUUUGUUCAUGAUGUGGACAGGGUUGUGGAGGAUAGGUUCUCCAAGGCUUUCUUGUGUGAAGGCUACUUGAUAGAGCAGGAAGGGAGGAUCAGGCACUUCACCAUUCCCAGUCAUAGGGCUCGCUCUGGCAGACCCUUUUGCCCCUAGGCUCUCUCUCUCUCUCUCUUCAAAUAUUGUGAGAAAUUACACUACUUUAUAUCUAGGGGGAGGAGAAGGAGACAUGGGGUAUAAAUCACCGUUUGCAACACUAUCUCUGUCUAUAACGAGAUUUGAACCCAAUGCUUCCAAGUUGGGAGGGAACCCAAUGCUUCUAAGUUGGGAGGGUCAAAGAAAUACGAAGUGCAUCUGGGCUAGAGCUCAUUCUCUCUCCCUCCCUCCGCAUGCGGAGAUAUUUUUUUUGUACUUUUAUUUUUUUAAUCAAUUACUACUUUCUCUUUUUGUUAAAAAAAGUUUGCUUUUUUUCUCUUUCUCCGAUGAUAUGAAAGGGGUUUACCAACAUAGGACUAUAGGAGGGUUGUAAUAGUACCCCUUUAACUUAA
Molecule: messenger RNA, 1549 nt
Organism: Rhododendron vialii
Lineage: Eukaryota; Viridiplantae; Streptophyta; Magnoliopsida; Ericales; Ericaceae
Product: glucuronoxylan 4-O-methyltransferase 3-like
Exons: 2
Coding region: 231-1157 (308 amino acids)
Biological process (GO): xylan biosynthetic process
Molecular function (GO): glucuronoxylan 4-O-methyltransferase activity
Source: RefSeq, a predicted model, not a curated record